Linum trigynum is the source of this 5560-nucleotide messenger RNA. NCBI's taxonomy places the organism in Eukaryota, Viridiplantae, Streptophyta, Magnoliopsida, Malpighiales, Linaceae. The record is from the annotation of a GenBank genome assembly.
UAUGAAUAAAAGAUUGAUUGUUCAACUUUCAUUCUAAACUUGUUCAUUUAGAAUUGAAGACGAUCUUAAAACUUGAUAAAGACGAAAGGUUCAAGUCUUUCGACCUUCUUUUGUUUAAAGGCAAGACAUAGGAUCAUUGAUGGUAGAAGAUCCAUUACAUCUUCAACGGUUUGAAGAUAAAGAUCAUAUAAUUCGAACAAGGAUCCAACAGAUUUGUCUUUCCCACUUGUUUUUAAAUGCAACGUAGUCACUAAUUCAAUCACUGGAAAGAAUUCUAAUGGUGACGACUCUCGAGCAAACACAAUCAUAAGUUCAUAACUAGCUAGAUAUCCAUUGCGUUGAAGAACUGUCCCUUCCCUAAAUGUCUCAAUGAAUCUUCACCCCAUAAAUUCAAACUCUUACUAAUCAUCUCUCACUGUCCCAACUUAGGAAUCUCAACACAAACCGCAACUUAGUUCUUGAGAUCACUGCUGAAGUCAUCAUUCUCAUUAGAAGCUUAAUACCGUCAUUACUCAGUAGCUAACAGCUAAUCCAGCCGGCCAGGUUAUAUGUUGACCACAAUUCUGGCUGAUAAUUAUAUAUGGGGAUUAGGAUAAACACAUUCGAUUCUCUUUCUCCCGCGCACCACCUGUCUCAAUCCCCAACCAUAAACCAAACAGAACAAAUUAAACAUCCAGAAACAAGCCGUUUUGGAAUCCAACAAACACUGAGCCAACGACAAAGGAAAACGACACGUUGCAUGCUCUCUGGCCUCUCUCUAGUCUCUUCGUCCUUCACGUCAGGCGAUACCUACCGGCCAACUACCACAUAAUGCCACCGCGCUAGCGGUCCUAAAGUUCCCGGCGACGAUGGCUGGAAAAAUAUCUCUAACCACUCUCUCAAAUCUUCAUUAAAUUCGCAUUACCAUUAGUCAAUGACUGAUUUUUACUUAAUCUUGUACCUUAAUGACAUUAACUAGUGACCUGUCCCCUUCCACUUGCCCCCCUCUGCAAAACCACCCGUUGACUUUCACCCUACAGCCCACCGGAAAUUAGCAAAGGUUGAUUGAACGUAUUUUGUAGUUGAGGCACAAAAAUAUACAUUUAGAGUGUAAAUAGAGAGGGUAAGUGGACAAUGGACGAUCCGUUGUAAUUUUGGAUAAAAUAUCACUAUUGAAAUUAUUGAUGACAAUCUCGACAUGAUUAUUGAUUUGCUUUCUAUGAUCUGCUCGAUCUAUGUAAACAUAUAGCAGUCAAUCUAUAUACAAUAUACGGUAAAGUAUGCGACUUUUUCUAAUUUCAUUUUGUUAUCAAUCCAUAUCUUCUCAAUUCUCUCUAAUAUUUACUUCUAUGUUUUUAUAUUUUGCCGAUUUUCAAGUUCACUGGACUAUAACUCAUAAUUGUUUUUUGUUAAAAUAGCAACAUACAAUAUAAUUAUAUUAAAAUGUUCAUUUCCGGGGAAAAAACGUAACUAUUAGUCUAUUACUCUCAAAUAAUUUGACUUCACUGAUUAUACUAGGUUAAAAUAUCUGCUUGAGAUUGCCUGAAUUUUUUUGUGUCAAUCUCUAUCCACGUGCAACUCUCCCAUUGACCAGCACUUACUUAACCACGUGGGGCCCUCGAACAAGAUUAAUUAGCAUCCCUGGCUCUUUUAAAUCCAUUUGCUUUACCGCUUAAUCACGCUUGCUCUUUCUCACUUUCUCUCUCACAUCUCUCUGAAGCUUCAAAUGAGCCAUCAGCCAUGGACGACAGCCCACAGUCGGAUUAUUACGCAACCGCGACGGACCUCGCCGCUUCUCAGCCAUCUGGAACGACGCCAUCUUCUCCCACGUCAUCCAUCGUCACUCCGCUACUCAUCUCCUUCGCCGGCGUUACGCUGACGCUCCUCGUCCUGCUCGCCUACCACUUCCUGAUCGUCAAGUUCUGCCUCCGCCGGCAGGGCGCCGGCGGUUGCGGUAAAAAGGGAGUUGACGGACGUGUCCUAAACGCGAUCCCGAUCCUGAGCUACUCGAAGGAAGAUGAGAAAAAUAAUAACGUCGCUGCGACGGCAACGGCGUCAGAUGACUGCGUGAUUUGCAUAGUGGAAUUGGAGGAAGGCGCGACGGUGCGGUUCCUGCCGAGCUGCGGCCACGUGUUCCACGCUGCCUGCGUUGACCACUGGUUUUCCGCUCACUCCAGCUUCCCCACGUGUCGCGCCCCGGUAGUACUCCCGCCGCCGGCGCUGUCUGGUCGUCGUGAUGACGUCAUGAAACCUCGGGAUACUCGAAACACCGCCGCCGGAGGUUGUGAUAGCCAUUAGCCACACAACCGGGAUUGCAUAGAACGGUGUCGUUCUUUAGGGCAGCUGUUCUUCUUCAUUUGCUAGGUAUCUUGGAGACUAACUGAUCAGCUAGUCGUCGUUUUUAUCUUAUAGCUUGGUUUGAGUAUUUAACUAUUUAUAUAAUGCUUCUUUGAUCGACGGGGAAUAUGGUUAAAUAGGGGGCUUAGUCUAUCUAUAUAUGGGGAAAAGGUGUAUAGAACUAUAGUGUAUAUACAGAGGAGCAAUAUUUAAGAGUUAAGACAAUGUUUGACAUUUUUAUAAUACAUAUAACACGAUAUAUAUAUAUAUAUUUGACGUUUUACUUAUUUGAAAAAUAUUAAUUUUAGGAUACUAAUCAAGUAAAGGAAGAGGCAUAAAUGGCGUAGCUAUAAAGGAUUACACAAUGUGAGGGAUUGUAUUGAAAUUCGUAAGGACUUAAACUUGUAGUAGUCAAAGGUCACAAAGCCUGGUGGUAAGGGAGCCGAACUGUUGACCGAGAGGUCCUAGGUUUGAUCAUCAUCGAUGUCAUGGUGUUCUCGGAGGGACCCGCAUUUGUCCGGGCUGUUGACGGAGGUCUCGUGAUUUGCCCGAUUACAACAUCACCAAAGGUAGUGAUCGUGGAGGGUGUUCCCCGUCGUAAAAAAAAAAAAAUACUUGUAGUAGAGAAUGUAUUGAGGCUUAUCUACCUUUGUACAUGGUUAUUCUAAUCAACUUACAAAAAUAGAUUUGGAUUUAAUAUGAAUGGCUUAAAUCUAUGACUUUUAAAAAUUGGGUAUAUUCUGAGAAUUUUGUUUUCCUUUUGGAUAUGUGUUUUUGCAAUAAAACAUUCAACAAUAAGAAUCACAAUUCACAACAAAAAUCAAGGAAGCGAGUGAAGAAAUUAAACCCUCACAUGACUUUUCCUAUUUGUUUCUAUUAUUAUCAUCUCUCACUCGUCAACAAUUUGUUUUCACAUACUCCCAACCCCUAUUACAAAAUUUCUAUAGACAAACAAAAUAUCUUUCAAUUAUUGUCUCUCAAACUUCAAACCUGACAUUUAUAUGUAACUCGAUAAAACUCAUGAUUCUAUAUGAUCCAACCCGAUUUGAUUCAUUUACCAUCAUCAAAAUUAAUGGAAAAAAGUAACACCAAAGUGAAUCUCUAACUAGCUCGUUCAAACCAAAAAUCUUUCUCGACGAAAGAAAAUGGAUCGGACUUUUAAAGGGCUUUGUUAUUACAAUUUCAAGGUUUAACAAUGUACAUCGACAACCGGCCUCUCUUUAUAUUUUUAUUUUUAUUUUUGUUUGUUUAACCUUUUGCUAAAUGUCAAGGGUACCUAACAAUGAGGAGAGUUGCAUUAUUGCCCCGAUAGCUUCUUAAUUGUAACGUUUAGGAGACUAAGGAGUUGGACCACAUGAAUGUGUAUGUAGGUACAAGUCACCAAUCAAUUAUUUAGAGAUCUUUAUCGAAUAAUUGGAGAUUGAUUGGAUGAUAUGGAUGCUAAAACAUGAACAUUGGAUUAUGAUCUUCAUGCCAACCACCCACCAUUCGAAUUUUAUCCUCUUGCUUUGUAGCAUUUUCUUGUCAUGGUAGUCACUUAUAAGGAAGCAAAAUAAAAAGAGCCAAAGGUACGAUCCACUAGCGGUGCAGUACUACACAAUCUUUUUCAUAGAUAAAAUGCAAAAAAGAAGAAGAACCCAUUAAGUAAAAAAAAUUUGGCAACCGACAAUUACAAACAAACUCAAUCUCAAUUAAGCGGUAACAAAUUUGGUCCAUGAAUCUAAUUUAUAAUAUGGUAACUUGAAUUGGGUCUAUAAAUCUAACUUAUGAUCUGAUAAAUAGAAUUGGGUCCAUGAAUCUAACUUACAAUCUUAUAAUCUGAUAAUCAAGAAAGACAAAAUAGUAAAUAAAUGAAUCUAACUUACCUAUUUUGUAAUGACCACAUCAUUGAUAAGUGUAAGUAAAAUAGUAAAUUGGGUUAAGUAACAGAACUAUCUCAUCUACAUUACAUAUAGACAAAACAUAAACAAGAAAGACACAUAUGUUGUUUUAAGCAAGAUAGGACUCCUUCAUUUCUUUUGUUGGAUGUACAAAUGUCUACAUACAUACUCUAUUUAUUUUUUCUAGGUUUGAACUCUUCACAUUGGGUAAAUUAAGACCCGAAGCUACCUUGUUACCUAUUUGUAAUUGGACUAAUAGUACUUUUGUUUGGAAUUUGGUUAUAUUCUAGCUAGUAAUCUCUUUAUUAAUUACAGAAUAAUUGUAACUACUAAUCAUGGAAUAGGUUUCAAUUAAUAUUCCAAAGUAGAUCAUUAAACUAUAGUAUAUUAUUAAUCAUUGCUUAGUGCUUUUACCUACUUCAUUUCUCUUCCAAUGAACUUACCUACUACUACUUUCCCGCUCAAAUGAAUCAUAACGAAAGGGAUUAGGAUUUUAAUUAACUAUCACAUCCACGUCCCUCUCCACCUACUAAAUUGGCUAUUUAAUGUUUAUGUUAUACCUUUCGUUAAUUACUAGUUAUCUAUCGUUCACCAUAUGUAUUGUAUAGUCCAAAAUUAAAAAAUUUACAUGUAUUUUCACUUUUUGUAGUUGUUGUAUUCAUCAAAAGCUAAGAAAGCAAUAUGGUCUCAAAGUAACCGAAAUUAACCUCACAAUCAAAGGAGUGUUCAUUAUACAUUUCAAACAAGGAAUUUACCGACAAAAAGGAGGUGAAUUUUAAUAAUGAAUAUUCGAUAAAUUUAUAGUAGAUGAUCUUGUUAUUAGGCUAAGAUUUCCUUACUCUAAUGUACAUGAGUGCACACCCAUUCAUUUGGUAAAACAUUCGGGUUAUCAAUAUAGAUAAUGUAUGAAAUACAAUGUAAAAAAUGUGAAUCCAAUUUGGAUUUCAUUCAUUUUUCAUACAUAUAAUGAAGUCAUUAUAUGGAGAUAAUUGAGUUUGUUACUGAUGAUAGGAAUUCUUGUGGUAGUAGACAAACAGACAAUUGGAAACAUCACAUCUUGUGAGAAUAUUUCACAAUCAUUUUCACAUCUUGACAUGUCAAAGCGAUAGAGUUGUUUACUGAUAAUUGGAUAGCAGUCCUCUAAGUGCGCCAUUUAUAUUAGUUCGAUCGAAUUUGAUAACUACCCAUCAAAUAACACACUAGGGCCUAUCAUAGUGACAUGGAUCAAAUUAAAGGGCAAACACAUCGAUAUUCUUAUAAGCACAUGAGGGUUAAGUGGUAUUGGUUAGGUUACCAAAGACAUAGAAAUGUGUAUAGAUGAUACACACAUAUACUAUAUGAUUAAGUAAACAAUAAUAGUGAUU